CUAUAUUCUUAACCAAAGUUUAUAAACACUUUUCACAUCCGCGUAUCCUUGCACACUCAUUGGGAUACUGCUUCAAUUGCAAAUCACACAAAUCUAUUCGCCACUCCCAAAAACUUCAUGUCCAUGUCGAAUUAACUAUUUAACUCUAGAAAGUUCGAAUCUUUUCACAGGAUUUUUUCAGGUUUUAAGAGCAUAAUUUCGAGCUGUCUUGAGAAUACUCUUUUAGGGUUCGAGAUUUUUGAGCUGCAAGAAAUUGUGAAUUUCGGCAGAGAGAGAGAGCUGGCAAUGGACUACGAGCCGUAUGAUAGCAGCGGAACUGAUGAUGAUCUUCCUCCACCACAUCAAAAUAGAAUUCCAAGAGGUGGCCGCAUUGCUGGCAAUGGAAGGCCUGCUGUCAUGGGUGCUGCUCCAUAUCCUAGAAUGCCUGAUGAAACUGAUAUGGAAGCCAAAAUUCACCAGCUUGAGCAAGAAGCAUACAGUUCAAUAUUAAGAGCCUUUAAAGCACAAGCUGAUGCCAUUACUUGGGAGAAGGAAAGUUUAAUAACUGAACUAAGGAAAGAGUUACGACUGUCAAAUGAAGAGCACAGGGAGCUUCUUGGUAGAGUUAAUGCAGAUGAAACGAUCCGAAGAAUAAGAGAGUGGAGACAGUCAGGUGGGCUUCAACCAGGCAUGCAUGUUACUGGUCAAGCUGUCAACGAUCCGGUGCCCAGUCCUUCUGUAUCAGCUUCUCGCAAGAAACGGAAAAUAGCCCCCUCUUUGCCUUCUCAAUCCUUUGGUGGGCCAUCUCCUUUCCACCCACAGGCAAUGGCCACGGCAAACCAGCCAUCUUCAUCGUCUGCAAAGCGUGGACCAGUGAUGGGGACAAAGGGGAAAAAGCCUAAAUCUAUUCCUACUGGUUCGUCCUCAAUGAAAAUGCAGUAUCCCUCUUCUGGUCCAGCUGGAAGAGGUCAAUUUGGUAACCGUAUUUCUUCUGGUGGCCUUCCAAAUGAACCUGGCGAAGGAGCUACGUUUAAUCAAUUUAUCGGACGGAAAGUAAGGACCAGAUGGCCUGAUGACAAUAAUUUCUAUGAAGCUGUCAUAACUGACUACAAUGCAGCUGAGGAUCGACAUGCUCUAGUUUAUGAUUAUGGUACUCCAAACGAAACAUGGGAAUGGGUCAACCUUGCUGAGAUUUCUCCUGACGAUAUACAGUGGGAAGGUGAAGACCCUGGAAUUUGCCGUCGUGGAGGUCAUGGUGGAUCGGGCCAUGGGAUGAGUCGACCUACUGGGCGAGGUAAUGCUCCUGGUGCAGGAAGAGGUAGGGGCUUGACAAAAUUCAGGAAGGAUUUUCCACCAUCGCAGAAUGGCAUUGGAAAGAAGGGAUCUGACAUCAUUCAGUUGCUUCAGACUGAUACUCUAAUUAAGGAGGUGGAGAGGGUAUUUGGGGCCAGCCAUCCGGACCCGGCUGAGAUGGAAAAGGCAAAGAAAGUACUGAAGGAGCAUGAACAAGCGCUUACCGAGACCCUUGCAAGGCUUGCAGAUAUAUCUGAUGGUGAAAGUGAUGAAGAGGAACGUUACUUGAAUGAGCAACCAAUGGGCCGAGAAUGAUAGAAUUGAACAGUGAUGGUAAUUCUAUCCAGCAAAAUGGAUAGCAAAGGAGACUUAGAUAGUGGCCAUUUAGGGCAGGUGGCAUGGUUUUGUAUCUAAUGAUUGCCAGUAUGGUAAUAGCCAGAUUUGAUCCUGGGGUGGGUCUGUUGUAUAAUGCCAUUUUUCAGCAAUAUUAGCUAGUGUUUAGUUAUUUAACUUAUGCCACCUCAUAGCUGAGAUGGUGUUUUUGUCGUUCAUUAACAGGCAGUGCGUCUCUAGAAUUGUUACAGUUGCCGUGAACUGAUCAUGUAAAAGUUCGUCUUUUUUCUUUCUUUUUUUCCCUUUUAGAUCGCUGGUAAUUUAUUUACA
Messenger RNA from Olea europaea var. sylvestris, 1935 nucleotides. Its product is annotated as protein EMSY-LIKE 3-like. The coding region runs from base 286 to 1587 and encodes 433 amino acids. The transcript has 10 exons. The record is from RefSeq and is a predicted model, not a curated record. Gene Ontology annotation, cellular component: nucleus. Gene Ontology annotation, biological process: defense response to fungus. NCBI's taxonomy places the organism in Eukaryota, Viridiplantae, Streptophyta, Magnoliopsida, Lamiales, Oleaceae.